CUCCCAUCUAGUGUAUUUGGGAGACAUGAAUGCAGAGCAAAACUGAAAGGAAGGGAAAGGAAAGCCCUCUUAUUCUCGUUCAUCUUCAUCUGCUACUGAACACUUCGAACUGUGUGCAUCGCGUUUCAUCUCAAUGAACGCUAUUCCGACUCUCCAAUUUUUCUGCGGAGAGAUACAAUAAACUCAAACAAACCUAAUCGCGAAUGGCGGUUUCCGAAGAAGAAUGCUCUUCCGCCAAGUCAGGUCCGUCUUCGUCUUCCUCCGCCUCGCGCUGCUACCUCUCCAAGUGCGUUCUCAGAGGCAGCGUCGUUCUUCAGGUUCUCCACGCUAACAUCCGUUCUCCCUCCUCCAACGACGUCGUUUUCGGCAAGGAAACAUCCAUUGAAUUGGUGGUUAUUGAUGAGGAUGGGAAUGUGCGAUCUGUGUGUGAUCAGCCUGUCUUUGGCACCAUCAAAGAUCUUGCCAUAUUGCCCUGGAAUGACAAAUUUCGCGCGCGUGAUCCACAGCUGUGGGGCAAAGACCUUUUGGUUGCUACAUCUGAUUCUGGGAAGCUGUCGUUGCUCACAUUUUGCAAUGAAAUGCACAGGUUUGUUCCUGUAACACAUAUUCAGCUAUCUAAUCCUGGAAACACAUUGGAUCUUCCUGGAAGAAAGCUAACAGUUCAUUCCAGUGGUUGUUUUAUUGCUGCCAGUGCAUACGAAGAUCGGCUGGCUUUGUUUUCUAUGUCAAUGUCCAGUGGUGAUAUCAUUGAUGAGAGAAUUGUAUAUCCUUCUGAAAGUGAAGGAACAACAAAUACUUCCAGAAGCAUUCAGAGAACCAGCAUACGUGGUACUAUUUGGAGCAUCUGCUUCAUUUCACAAGAUUCCAAACAAGAAAGAAAGGAGCAUAAUCCUGUACUAGCUGUUAUUAUAAAUAGGAGGGGAGCAGUUCUAAAUGAAUUAUUAUUAUUGGAGUGGAAUGUUAAAGCACGUAAAAUCUUUGUUAUUUCUCAGUAUGUUGAAGCUGGACCUCUAGCAUAUGACAUUGUUGAAGUUCCUAACUCUGGGGGACUUGCAUUUCUAUUCAGAGCUGGUGAUGUACUCUUAAUGGAUCUUAGAGAUCAUCGCAACCCAUCCUGUGUCUGCAAGACUAACUUGAACUUUUUACCCAAUGCUAUGGAAGAACAGCCUUAUGUGGAAGACUCUUGUAAACUACACGAUGUUGAUGAUGAACGCUUUAGUGUUGCUGCCUGUGCUUUGUUGGAGCUGAGUGAUUAUGAUCCUAUGUGCAUAGACAGUGACAAUGGUGGUGCUAAUUCGGGUUAUAAAUAUGUAUGCUCGUGGAGUUGGGAACCUGAAAGUAAUAAAGAUCCCAGGAUGAUCUUCUGUGUAGAUACUGGGGAAUUUUUUAUGAUGGAAGUUCUUUUUGAUUCCGAAGGCCCUAGAGUUAAUCUGUCCGAGUGUCUCUAUAAAGGUCUACCUUGUAAAGCACUUUUGUGGGUUGAAGGUGGAUAUCUAGCUGCUCUUGUGGAAAUGGGGGAUGGUGUGGUCCUGAAAUUGGAAGAUGGAAGACUAUGCUAUACAAAUCCUAUUCAAAACAUUGCACCCAUCUUGGAUAUGGUAGUCGUGGAUUAUCAUGAUGAGAAACAUGAUCAAAUGUUUGCUUGUUGUGGUGUGGCACCGGAGGGAUCAUUAAGAAUUAUUCGAAAUGGUAUUAAUGUAGAAAAACUACAUAGGACUGCUUCUAUAUAUCAGGGGGUAACUGGUACUUGGACCGUCCGAAUGAAAGUUACUGAUUCACAUCAUUCUUUUCUAGUUCUAUCAUUUGUUGAGGAAACCAGAAUAUUGUCAGUUGGCUUAAGUUUUACUGAUGUAACAGAUUCAGUUGGUUUCCAACCUAAUGUUUGUACUUUGGCAUGUGGCAUUGUGACUGAUGGUUUGCUUGUUCAAAUCCACCAAUCUACUGUUAAACUUUGUUUGCCCACUAAGGCUGCUCAUUCUGAAGGUAUCCCUUUGUCCUCUCCUAUUUGCACAUCUUGGUCUCCCAACAACGUGAGUAUCAAUUUGGGGGCAGUUGGGCAUAAUUUCAUAGUUGUGUCAACCUCUAACCCAUGUUUUCUUUUUAUACUUGGGGUUAGAUUGCUAUCAACUUAUCAAUAUGAAAUUUAUGAAAUGCAACAUUUGGUACUGCAAAAUGAAUUAUCAUGCAUUUCCAUCCCUGGACAAGAAAUUGAGCAAAACAAAUCAAAUUCAUCCACUUCAGAAAAUAAUAGUAGCAUUUCUUCUUUUCAAAGUGGAGUGGACAUCAAUAAAACCUUUGUUAUUGGCACGCAUAGGCCUUCCGUGGAAAUUUGGUGUUUUGCACCAGCUGGAGGAAUUACGGUAGUUGCUUGUGGGACAAUUUCAUUAACGAAUACAAUAGGGACUGCUAUAAGUGGUUGUGUACCUCAAGAUGUACGACUUGUAUUUGUUGAUAAGUAUUAUGUUCUUGUUGGAUUGAGGAAUGGAAUGCUCCUUCGCUUUGAGUGGCCGGCAGAACCAUCUCCUUCAUCACCAAUAAAUAUGGUGGAUACUGCCUUGUCUUCUAUAAAUUUGGUAAAUUCUGGGUCUAAUGCUUUUGACAACAGAAAUGACCUUCCUUCCACGCUUCAAUUGAUUGCCAUUCGUCGGAUUGGCAUCACUCCAGUUUUCUUGGUGCCCCUGGACGACACUCUUGAUGCUGAUAUAAUUGCUCUUAGUGAUAGGCCUUGGUUGUUGCAUAGUGCAAGACACAGCCUUUCCUAUACUUCCAUCUCAUUUCAACCAUCCACACACGUGACUCCUGUUCGCUCUAUUGAGUGUCCAAAAGGAAUAUUAUUUGUUGCAGAAAACAGUUUACAUCUGGUGGAGAUGGUCCACAGCAAGAGACUUAAUAUGCAAAAGUUUCAUUUAGAGGGCACUCCACGGAAGGUCCUGUAUCAUGAUGAAAGCAAGAUGUUGCUUGUGAUGCGGACUGAACUGAAUUGUGGUACAUGUUUGUCUGACAUAUGUUGUGUGGAUCCCCUAAGUGGGUCAGUACUGUCGUCUUUUAGACUUGAACGUGGAGAAACAGGAAAAUCCAUGGAACUAAUAAGAAUUGGAAGUGAGCAGGUGCUUGUUGUUGGAACUAGUCUGUCUCCUGGUCCAGCUAUAAUGUCCAGUGGUGAAGCUGAGAGUUGCAAGGGCCGACUUCUUGUUCUCUGUCUUGAUCAUGUGCAAAAUUCAGAUAGUGGUUCAAUGACAUUCUGUUCAAAAGCAGGGUCAUCAUCUCAAAAAAAUUCACCUUUCCUUGAAAUAGUUACAUAUGCUCCUGAACAGUUAUCAAGCAGUAGUCUUGGCAGCAGUCCUGAUGAUAAUAGUUCUGAUGGCAUCAAACUCGAUGAAAAUGAAGUAUGGCAGUUCCGAUUGGCUUAUGCAACUAGGUGGCAGGGAAUGGUACUUAAAAUCUGUCCUUAUCUUGAUCGUUACUUCUUGGCAUCUGCUGGCAAUGCUUUCUAUGUUUGUGGUUUCCCUAAUGACAAUCCCCAAAGAGUGAGAAGGUAUGCUAUGGGAAGGACGCGUCACAUGAUAACAUCUUUGACUGCACAUUUUACUAGAAUUGCAGUUGGUGAUUGUCGUGAUGGUAUCAUUCUAUUUUCUUAUCAUGAGGAAGAAAAAAAAUUGGUCCAACUUUACUCUGAUCCAUCACAGAGGAUAGUUGCUGAUUGCAUUCUCAUGGAUGCUGAUACGGCUGUUGUUUCGGAUCGUAAAGGAAGCAUUGCUGUUUUAUGUUCAGAUCAUUUGGAAGACAAUGCAAGUACAGAAUGCAACUUAACGUUAAGCUGUGGUUAUUUCAUGGCUGAGAUAGCUAUGAGCAUCAAGAAGGGCUCUUAUUCUUACAGGCUUCCAGCUGAUGAUGUUUUGCAAGGUGGCAAUGGCCCCAAGACAAAUGUUGAUUCAUUACAAAAUACUAUUAUUGCCAGUACCAUGUUAGGAAGCAUAAUGAUCUUCAUCCCUUUAUCAAGGGAAGAAUAUGAGCUCUUAGAAGCAGUGCAAGCAAGACUUUUUCUCCAUCAUUUGACUGCGCCUGUUCUUGGAAAUGAUCAUAAUGAGUUUCGCAGUCGCGAAAAUCGGGUUGGAGUACCCAAAAUACUUGAUGGUGACAUGUUGACUCAGUUUCUGGAGCUGACAAGCAUGCAGCAAAAGAUGAUUUUGUCUUCGGAGCCACCAGAUAUGGUAAAACCAAGUUUGAAGCCACUCCUAGCCCCCCAUGUUUCUGUCAAUCAGGUGGUUCAACUUCUUGAACGAGUUCAUUAUGCUCUGAACUAAAUACACCAUUCAUCCCCGUUGCAACUGUUUUUUACAACGGAACGCAGAACAGAGAGCAUACAUAUGCAAUUCUAAAUAGUAUCGUUCGUCAACAGUUGUAUGCCUGCCUCAAGUGUUAUCUGACUUGGAACAUGUUAUCCCCAUCAACUGUGCAAAGCUAAGAAUCAAGUGAUAAUGUUCCUGGUCGUCAACAUCAGCUGCACAGUCAGCAUGACAGAGUCUCUUGUCUCUGUAUCUGUUGUAUUUUUCAGAUUUUAUACUAUAGGAAAAGGUCUUUGGCUCAAUUAAUUGUAUAUUAGUGGAAUUAGGGAGAGGGGCAUUCUUUUUGUUAGUUAUUUUAAAAUAUUUUGUAUAUUUAAUAAAAUUAUUUUCGUGUGAUAUGUUUCUUUGACCUUGUUCUUGUAUAGUUUAUUCAUUAAUCUCAUUUAAGAAUUUUCUUUUUAGA
Messenger RNA from Cajanus cajan (pigeon pea), 4749 nucleotides. Its product is annotated as Cleavage and polyadenylation specificity factor (CPSF) A subunit protein. Gene Ontology annotation, cellular component: nucleus. Gene Ontology annotation, molecular function: protein binding; nucleic acid binding. The record is from RefSeq and is a predicted model, not a curated record. NCBI's taxonomy places the organism in Eukaryota, Viridiplantae, Streptophyta, Magnoliopsida, Fabales, Fabaceae.